AGGGUUACAGUCCAUUUAUGGGAGCAGCCGAGGGCAGAUAUCAGUGUCGAUGGCAUUCGUUCCCAGCUAUUCUUAGGAGCCUCUCAGGAGCUCCACCAGCCUGGCCAGACAGCAAGGGACAGAGCAGAGACUGCCGCUGUCAGCACCAGCAUGUCUUACAGCGUGACCCUGACCGGGCCCGGGCCCUGGGGCUUUCGUCUCCAGGGAGGCAAGGACUUCAACAUGCCUCUCACUAUCUCCCGGAUCACACCGGGGAGCAAGGCCGCCCAGUCCCAGCUCAGCCAGGGUGACCUCGUGGUGGCCAUCGAUGGAGUCAACACAGACACCAUGACCCACCUGGAAGCUCAGAACAAGAUCAAGUCUGCUAGCUACAACCUGAGUCUCACGCUGCAGAAGUCAAAACGCCCCAUCCCCAUCUCCACAACAGCACCCCCGGUCCAGUCCCCUCUGCCGGUGAUCCCCCACCAGAAGGACCCCGCUCGGGACACGAACGGCAGCCCAGCGGCACUCAGCCCCAACCCUGAGGCGAGGGCGAGUCUGGGCACCCCAGGCACCCCGGAGCUCAGGCACACCUUUAGCUCCUUCUCCCAGACCUCCGUCUUCUCCUCACACACGGAGGCCUCUGAGCCCGGCCCUCCGCGGGGCAGCCCAGGGGCCAAAACCAGCCUGGAGGGAGCCCUGGACUCACUCAGCCCGAAAGCCCUGCAGGGCUCAAGCCAGCCAAGGCAGUAUAACAACCCCAUUGGCCUGUACUCAGCAGAGACCCUGAGGGAGAUGGCUCAGAUGUAUCAGAUGAGCCUCCGAGGGAAGGCCUCAGGUGCUGGACUCCCAGGAGGGAGCCUUCCUAUUAAAGACCUUGCCGUGGACAGCGCCUCCCCCGUGUACCAGGCUGUGAUUAAGAACCAGAACAAGCCGGAAGACGAGGCUGAGGAGUGGGCCCGACGCUCCUCCAACCUGCAGUCUCGCUCUUUCCGCAUCUUGGCCCAGAUGACUGGGACAGAAUACAUGCAAGACCCUGAUGAAGAAGCUUUACGACGGUCAAGCACCCCUAUUGCGCAUGCUCCAGUGUGUACCAGCCAGGCCGCCACCCCGCUGCUGCCCGCUUCCGCCCAGCCGCCUGCUGCUGCCCCUCCCGGGGCCGCCUCGCCACCCCUGAGUGCAGCCACUGCCCAUGCUGCCACCGCCUCUGCCACAGCCCUUGCCUCAAGCCCUGCGGACAGUCCAAGGCCCCAGGCCUCUGCCUACAGUCCCGCCAAGGCGACCUCUCCAGCACCUGCCACUCAUACAUACAAUGAGGCCUCAGCUGCCCCUGCGCCCAAGCCCCGGGUUGUCACCACCGCCAGCAUCCGGCCUUCUGUCUACCAGCCAGUGCCGGUGUCCACGUACAGCCCAUCCCCAGGGGCCAAUUAUAGUCCAGCCCCCUACACCCCCUCGCCUGCCCCCACCUACUCCCCUUCCCCGGCUCCAAGCUACACCCCCUCACCAGCCCCAAGCUAUAACCCUGCCCCCUCAGCGGCCUACAGCGGGGGCCCUGUGGAGUCUGCCAGCCGUCCCCCAUGGGUGUCAGAUGACAGCUUCUCUCAGAAGUUUGCCCCUGGCAAGAGUACCACCUCCAUCAGCAAGCAAACCCUGCCCCGAGGGACCCCUGCCUACACCCCUGCGGGGCCCCAAGCGUCUCCCCUGGCCAGGGGCAUCGUUCAGCGGGCUGAGCGUUUCCCAGCCAGCAGCCGGACUCCGCUCUGUGGCCACUGUAAUAACGUCAUCAGGGGCCCCUUCCUGGUAGCCAUGGGCCGUUCCUGGCACCCAGAAGAGUUCAACUGUGCCUACUGCAAGACCUCCCUGGCGGACGUGUGCUUUGUAGAGGAACAAAACAGUGUGUACUGCGAGCGCUGUUACGAGCAGUUCUUUGCCCCAGUCUGUGCCAAGUGCAACACCAAAAUCAUGGGGGAAGUGAUGCAUGCGCUGAAACAGACAUGGCACACCACCUGUUUUGUCUGCGCAGCUUGCAAAAAACCCUUCGGGAACAGCCUCUUCCACAUGGAAGAUGGGGAGCCCUACUGUGAGAAAGACUACGUCAAUCUGUUCAGCACCAAGUGUCAUGGCUGUGAUUUCCCCGUGGAGGCCGGUGACAAGUUUAUUGAAGCCCUGGGACACACCUGGCAUGAUACCUGCUUCAUCUGCGCAGUCUGCCACGUGAAUCUGGAGGGGCAGCCUUUCUACUCCAAGAAGGACAGACCCCUGUGCAAGAAGCACGCACACGCCAUCAACGUGUAGGGAGCCCGGAGCGUCUGAUGCGGACAGGCCGGGAGCCACUCCUGCCGCUGGCAACAAAGGAUUCAAGGAGGCUGAUGUUUCUUUUGGGGGAAAGGGGGAAGACAGGAAGCUACUGAGCCCUUUUGAAGUGUAAUUUUAGUCCUUCCUUCUGCACACAGAUCGUGUAUUUGCAUAGUUCAGACUAGAAGCCAAAUGAAGAUUCCUCAACCAAGCUAGUAAUUAAUCCAAGGCUGGAGUGGUAAUUCAAAUGUUCAGAACAGAAUUCCAAGAACUCCAAAGUGAAAAACAAAAAAAGUCAUGUUCUCGAAGUGACACCCUUCCCUGAGGUCACCAGAGCAGGGACAGAGCUCAGGGUGCUGUUGGAGACUCUGGAGCGUGCUGUGGAGUUCUCUAGAGCUUGUCUGGCAAGCAGACCCAAGUGCCAAACAGUACUCGCUGUGGGGUAUUUUUAGAGCCAUAGCUGAGGGCUUGUUAGCUGAGACCGAUUGGGCUUUCCUCGCCAAAAAAGGAAGUGUUAUUCCGUUACUAGCGUCACGGAGCCACCUCUGCGCAUCAGACUUCAGACCUGGAACAGAGUUGAGCGUUCCGAGGGAGUCCAGGCGUCUAGGAGGUGCCUUCUGGGAGCCGCGGGGCGGUUGACAGGGCUUUAGGAAGGGCUCUGGCUCACGUCUAAGACAUCCUAUGUCCCCAGAAGGUUGAGCUCCUUUUUGAAUUGUGAUGCGAAAGUGGAAUUGGGUUUUUCCAGUUUUGCUUUGCUGUGUGUGAGAGGAGAUUUUAAAGUGACUCUGGGUUGCGUC
This is a messenger RNA of Lontra canadensis (Northern American river otter), 3071 nucleotides long. It is a transcript of the gene LDB3, whose product is annotated as LIM domain binding 3. Lineage: Eukaryota; Metazoa; Chordata; Mammalia; Carnivora; Mustelidae. The record is from RefSeq and is a predicted model, not a curated record. Bases 151 to 2274 code for a protein of 707 amino acids. Gene Ontology annotation, biological process: heart development; actin cytoskeleton organization; muscle structure development. Gene Ontology annotation, molecular function: muscle alpha-actinin binding; actin binding. Gene Ontology annotation, cellular component: stress fiber; Z disc; filamentous actin. The transcript has 14 exons.